UGAUGAAAAGACCCGCCCCCCCCAGCUCCGAUAACAGAUCCCAAGCACUGUUAUCGCCAGCAAUUUCGCAACUUCCUGACAUGGAAACCGCACGAGACAAAGCAAGAUCUAGGCUCGACUUUUUGAACUACCUGAAAACUCAAGUUCGCCUAAGCUGGGCAGAGCACACGACAACACCCCAAUCAUGAUGCAACACCGGACAUCAUGGAUACAUCUGCCGUAGCCCCGACGCUGACCAGGCAGCGCAUGAGCGUGGUUAUUUUGACGCUUGCCGCAACCGCUGCCCUGGGCUACUUUUGCUACCGCGUCUACGACCCACCACUGCCCGAGCCCGCCCCCGACCGUCGCCUGCACCGGAGCAAUGCUAUCCGACACCGACGGCGCUCGCUUCCGGAUGUCGUUCAUUCCCACCACAGCCGCGAGCCUUCUGAGGCUUCCACCACAUCGGUCGAGUCCAAUGCCGACGAGAACGUCGAUGUCAACACGGUGCGCCCCUUGAACGAUGCCGAAACGGUCGCCGACGACCAUGUCAUGGACGACAAUUGGUACGAUGACAAUAACAACCAGUUCGCCGCACAGCAGCAGCGUGCCGGCCAAAAUAUUGUCAGUCUCCUCUUCCGCGUUUCUGAGGACAAUGCCCGCCGCAACGCCUACGUACAUCGGGGCUGCCUAUGUAACGGCUGCGGCAUCACCCCGAUCCGCGGAAUCCGCUACCGCUGUGCCAACUGUACCGACUUCGAUCUCUGCGAGACGUGCGAGUCGCAAGGGCUCCACACCAAGACGCACAUCUUCUACAAGAUCCGGGUCCCCGUCCCGCGCCUUGGUUCCCGCCCGCUGCAGCCUGUGUGGUACCCUGGCGACCCCGAAAAUUGCUUGAGACUCUUGCCCAAACAUCUUAUGGCUAAGCUAUCCAAGGAGACCGGCUUCGAGCGCCCCGAGCUGGAAGCGCUCUGGGAGCAGUGGACCUUCAUGGCGAGCACCGAGUGGCGUGAAGACCCCGACGAACUCGGCCUGGCCAUGGACCGCAAGACGUUCGAACGCUACUUGGUCCCGUCGGGUGGUUAUAGACAUAUCGCGCCGAAUCUCCUGCACGACCGCAUGUUUGCCUUUUACGACGACAACGACGACGAUCUCAUUGGCUUCUCCGAGUUCCUGCGCGGCACGGCGUACCGCAAAAGGAAAGACAGGCUUAGCCGAGUAUUCAAGGGCUACGACAUCGAUGGCGACGGUUACAUCAAUCGCCGGGAUUGCUUGCGCUUGUUCCGGGCUUACUACGUCGUAUUUAAACACAUGCACCGGGAUAUCCUCGACGGCCUUGAUGACCAGGUCAUGAGCUCCACAGAAGUCGAACAGCUAGUGACCAGCCGACAGCCAUUGAGCAGUUUUUUUGGCCGCGAGGGGGGGUUCUCGCAGGCCGAUACUGACCGUCCGAUGGAGGGUAAAGUGAUCAACCUCGACACCGGGGAAGUUCACAUCACGGAUGGCACCACCAGGGCCCUAAACGAGGACACCCCCGACACCGCUGACCGCCAGUCCAUCUUGACCAACGUAUUUACCAGGCAAGCCCAAGUCACCGAAAAUCUAUUCAUGCCCGUCAUGGACCACCCACGACCGUCGGGGGAGAGAGGAUCCGGGCUGGAAUACCUGAAUGGACUCCUCAACCCGCCGACCCGCAUCAGUGAGCUGCCUGCGCUUCUACUCGGCGAGACUCGCGACGGUGAUGACUUCUUUGUUGUUGUCAACGGUGGCCAAGGCGGGAAUGGCGAGCAAGAUGGUCAAGGUGGAGAGGAGGGUUCACCGAGUGCGGAGGAAACUGGAGAUGACGGUGCUGAAAACCACGCCAAUGCCAACAGAUCGUCGGACCGUGAAGGGUCCAGGCCAGGCGGGCGAGACCAGGGUCGGCCCUCUUACAGGGUCGCGUCAAGCCGUCGGUUGAGGGUUACGGCGCGACGCAAGCUAUUCGACCGGUGGAAGAGGCGGCAGUUCUACCUGGAUGAGGAAGAGGGCAUGAUGCCCCCAGAUGACUGGAGCGAUGACGACGACGUUCUUGCCCGUGUCAACGGAUCAGCCGACGACUCCAAGGCCGCGCAGCCUCCCCUCUCGACGCGAUCUCGCUCAUCCUCCAAGGUGAGAUUCGCCGAAGACACAGACGAUUUCGACGUCAGAUCCAACCCUUCGACGUCUUCGAGGAGCAUCCCCGAGAGAUGGGGAGGCAUGGAGAUCCCGGAUGCCGAGCGCGACCUAGGCAAAGAGAUCUUCUACCAAGUGAGCCAGCAAGCCUACAACGAAAUCCUCGAUACCCUCUUCAAGGAUAAAGAGGACCUGGCCGUUCAAGCUGCCGAGACCAAGGAGCUGCGCAAUCAGCACAGGCCAGCCUUUCAGUCUAUCAACCCCGACGAAGAGGAAAAGGCGGAGGCGAGCUCGCGCUCCGCUUCGGAAAAGCGCGAGGCAUCCCAAGAAGAGUCGCUGCAACAACUGCUUGCGGCCACUGGGUAUUCAGUCGAGAAUGCUGCCACCCAAACCGAAACCAAUACCGACGACGAAGAAGCGGAAGAGGAGGCGGAAGAAGAGGUGGAAGACGAGUAUGAAACCAGUGACGACGAUGACGACUCCAUGCCGCCAUUAAUAGCAGACGAGUCACCCGCUGAGGACCUUUCCUUUACCGAAUCCAUCCCCUACCGCGACCCUACCAUGCCUCAGUUCCGCCUCAACUCAGAACCAGCACCCCACCCGCGCGAUCAGCCACAACCGACGUCAACAAGCUCAGCGAACGGCAGCGACCAAACCGUACCAGCUAGCUCCCCAACACCAACCACCGACAAACCAGCUGACACCACAGCAACAACAACACCAACAGCCAACGGGAAAGAGAAGAAAUCCGCCGGCCCCACGUCGCCCCCCAAGCAGUUCCCGCGCAGCACGCUGGUCACGUGGAAGCGCCUCGACCUCGCCGAGGAGGAGGCCAAGGCCCGCGGCGGCUGGGGCAGGCUGAGCUACGACGAGUUUGAGCGCAUCUACAAGGCCGCCGAGGCGCGGGGGACUCGUCUGGAUUAUCUCGGCACCUGGAUCGACUUUUGCAUCCCGUCUACCUAGCGGAUAGGGCGGAGGCGGGGGUUGACGCGGG
Molecule: messenger RNA, 3124 nt
Organism: Chaetomium fimeti
Lineage: Eukaryota; Fungi; Ascomycota; Sordariomycetes; Sordariales; Chaetomiaceae
Exons: 1
Coding region: 205-3093 (962 amino acids)
Biological process (GO): aggrephagy; endosome organization; mitophagy
Cellular component (GO): amphisome; aggresome
Molecular function (GO): K63-linked polyubiquitin modification-dependent protein binding; calcium ion binding; zinc ion binding
Source: RefSeq, a predicted model, not a curated record